Messenger RNA from Tuber aestivum (summer truffle), 2245 nucleotides. The record is from the annotation of a GenBank genome assembly. Lineage: Eukaryota; Fungi; Ascomycota; Pezizomycetes; Pezizales; Tuberaceae.
UGGCAAACGCGCCGAAACAUUCCACGGCUCCAUGACCCAAUACCUCCAUGUCCUCCGCAAACCGCUAACGAGAAAGCCUCCUCCAGAAUCGCAUAGACAAAAUGCCUGUUCGGCGGGCUUCGGGGCCUGCUUCGCCGACAUUGCGUUCCUCGUCUUCAUCUGUUGAGAGCGAGAGCUAUGAGCUCUCCAAACGGACGUCAGCUCCCCCGGAGGAAUUUACCCUGGGCGAUGAAGAAGACGAGGAUAUAGAGGCUUCGUCGCCUUCGCGUGGGCUGCUGGGUGAUCAGGAUAAGAAUUACACUACGGUUGUAUCCUCGCGCCGUCUGAAGUGGAGCGUGUGCUUGUCGUUCUUGAGACUAUGCUGCCGGCGGCCUGGGAGUCUACGGAGGAGGUGCUGGCAGGUUUCGACGGUGCUGCUUUCGGCGGUGGGGCUGUUACUGGUUUUCACAUUCAUUUUUAAUCCCUCGUAUACGAAGACCCAGUAUCCGGAGAAUUACGCUGCUGUCACGAACGCUGUGCGGAAUGGUGGCGGGGUGAACCCUCAAGAGUUUUGGCGGGGAAAGAGUGGGAAGAAGGCCACAAAGUCGGGACGGGGAAAUCCGGCCGGCGAGAAGGUUUUCAUUGCAGCGAAUAUAAUUGAUGCGGAUCUGAUUAAUGGGGCUUGGGGAAAUGCUGUUAUGGAACUCAUGGACUUGAUUGGGGGAGGGAAUGUAUUUUUGAGUUCGUAUCUCCCUCCUGAUCCCAGGGGUGCUUGGCUGUGUGAUAUAUUGACUUUGUUUCAAAAGGUAUUUUCGAGAACGAUUCUGGACCGGAGACUAAAGCUGCCCUUGAGGAUCUGGAUAAACUGAUUGCCGAAAGUAUUCCGAAAGCUGGUCGAUCGAUUGUCUCCACUACCCUGCCAUUGGCUGCUAUUCCGAGAGUUAAGCUGCCCAAUGACAAAACCUACGUCAAGCGAAUAACGUAUCUUGCCGAAGUCCGCAACCGCGCAUUGCUGCCUCUGGUCGGUUAUAUUCCCUCUCUUGGGCGUUGGGGUAUCACCGGCCCGCCCCAGAUACCCAAGGUUCACAAACCCGCGCCUGGUGAAAACGAGAGUACAGAAUGGGAACAGGUGCCGGAGAAUCUUGAUCCUAAGGACGCCCCCACACUCCCGGAGCGAUGGGUGGAUGGUCCAGAGAAGUACAACAAAGUUCUAUUCCUAAAUGACGUUGUAUUUGAUCCCGUUCAAGCACUCCAUCUACUAUUUUCCACCAAUCAAGGGAAAUACCAAGCCGCUUGCGGAAUGGACUUCAUUAAUCCCUUCAAGUAUUAAACCCCAUUUAUCCAUUGACUAUUCUCUAAUUCACACUCUCUAGAUAUUAUGAUACUUUUGCAACACGUGAUAUUGAUGGGUACAAUCUGGGCGUGCCCUUCUACCCCUACUUCGCCCCGGGCAGGAGCAGAAAGGCUCUGCAGGGUGUCACCGACGCCGUACCCGUACUGAGCUGCUGGGGUGGUAUUGUAGCCUUCCAAGCGAACGUGUUCACGAAGGAAAACCCAGUCCUAUUCCGCUCCUCCAAAGAACCCUACUGGGACGCCUCAGAAUGCUGCCUCAUCCAUGCCGACAUCCGCGCGCCCAAUGCAACAUAUAUGAACCCAUACAUCCGAGUGACGUAUGACUUAAGCACCUUUGGUUGGCUGCCUAUGGUUAAGCGAAUAGAAAAGCUAUUUGCCGGACCGCACUGGCUGAUUGGAAGGCUGGUCGGAAUGCCAUGGUCGGGGGAACGACGAAAAGACGUUGACAGCGGUGGGUACUGUGGAAGUUGGAAGUUGCUUGUCAUGAAAGAGGAGGAGGAAGGCAGGGGCUGGAAAAAUCUGCCGGUGCCGGAGGAUAGGGGAAACUAGGGUUGGGGUUAAGGAAGGCGUUUAGCAUUUGGAUUUCGAUUUAGGUUUGGAUAUCAUAGGGGAUCGUCAAUGCAGAGCUGUGGAUACCGUUGUGGGGUUUAGAAAUUUAAUGAUUGGUUUUGGCGUGAUCGUUGGUCUUUUCGUCUCCUGUAAUGCGGCUGCACAGUCUUCGGUUUCCUUUGGGUUUUUUUGUUGCAAUGGGUCCCUUUGUGCACGAGAUCCCCCGUCUAUGAUAUCACUUACUUACCGUAAGGGGUACCCGAAGUGAAGGCAAAGGCGCUCGGACGUUGAAACUUGAAAUCUCCUAGCUGCGCGAGGGGGAGACACCGCAAACCCUGCCCUCGGCUGGGAUAGAGGAAACGGU